AGAGGGAGAGAGAGGGGGAGAGAGAGGUGCAGUUGAGAGAGACAGCCUCUUAGAGCUGUGAGGCAGAAGUGAUGGAUUCAGCCCACAGAAAAGUGACAGUCUUCUCCUAACGGGCCACAGGCAGUGCACAACCUGCCCUGGACUCUCACUGUUUAUCAGGAAGCUACCUCCACCAUCCUACUAAAGUUGUCUCUUGAAAUUGUCUCAACUUUUUCCAAGGGGAUUUUUUUGGAACAAUCUACUCAAUGUUUGUCGAAGAGUUUCUGGAAAGUUGAGCUUCUGUUGGGUUAAUGACAGUCUUUUAAUAAUAGGUUUUGAAACACCACUACCUCUCUACUACUGGAAUGGACUAAGGUGACAAAAAGCGAGUAACUAGACGAGCAGAGCACAGAAAGGGGAAGAGGAGGACGCAGCUUUCACACUUGGGAUGACUUUCUACCAAGAGAAACUUCAAACAACUCUGGCAGGAGGGCAAGGCAACUGAGGGAGCCUCAUCAGUACUGUGCAGUAAUCUCACUUUGGGUGAGUUGGACACUAACUCAUGGAGCCCCCUUCAGUGGUCCUGCUGGGCCUCCUUCUGGUUUAUGGACUAGUCUGCGGUGCCCAGCAGACACAGAGAAGUCCGUCAGACAGCAGCUAUGGAAGGGAAAGAAUCCAAGAAUUUGAGAGCAGUGAGGAUGGUCUAGAGAGAGAAUUUCUCUAUGCUGGAAGGAGCAAACGUGCUCCAGCUGACCCACCACAGGACAAGUGCUCCUACACUUUCAUUGUACCUCAACAAAAAGUGACCGGAGCCAUCUGUGUCAACUCCAAGGAGCCGGAGGCAAUGCUGGAGAACCGGGUCAAUAAACAAGAGUUAGAGUUGCUAAAUGUGGAGCUACAGAAACAGAAGAGACAGAUCGAGACCUUGCAGCAGUUGGUGGAGGUGGACGGAGGAAUUGUCAAUGAGGUCAAGCUUCUGAGGAAGGAGAGUCGAAACAUGAACUCCAGAGUCACUCAGCUGUACAUGCAGCUGCUCCAUGAGAUCAUCAGGAAGAGAGACAAUGCCCUAGAACUGGCACAAAUGGAGAACAAGAUCCUGAACCAAACUUCUGAGAUGCAACAGUUAACCAGUCGAUACAAAGAUCUCGAGCACAAGUACCAGCACUUGGCGUCUUUAGCCACGAACCAAUCAGCUCUUAUUGCCCUGUUGGAGGAGCAGUGCCAGAGCAGACCUCCUCCCCGUCAUGUCCCUGUUCCCCAGCCACGGCCUCAGCCACCUCCACAAUCGCCUCCUCUCAGCAAGCCGUACCAGCCACCGGUACUUCCACGUAUCAACAACCCAAUCAGCAAUGAGAUCCAGAGUGACCAAAAGUCCCUCCCACCUCUUCUUCCAACAAUGCCCACUGGUACACACAGUCCAUCCACCACUGACAAGCCCUCUGGUCCAUUUAGGGAUUGCCUGCAGGCUCUGGAAGAUGGCCACACUGCCAGUGGCAUGUAUCUGGUGAAGCCAGAAAAUGCCAACCGACUAAUGCAGGUGUGGUGUGACCAGAGACACGACCCAGGUGGCUGGACCGUGAUCCAGAGGAGGGUGGACGGCUCUGUCAACUUUUUCAGGAACUGGGAGACAUACAAGCAAGGUUUUGGCAAUAUCGAUGGCGAGUACUGGCUGGGUCUGGAGAACAUAUACUGGCUGACUAACCAGGGAAACUACAAACUGCUGGUCACGCUGGAGGACUGGUCUGGCAGAAAGGUGUUUGCAGAGUAUGCCAGCUUCAGAGUGGAGCCUGAAGCCGACUUCUACAAGCUCAGGGUGGGCCGUUACCAUGGCAACGCUGGAGAUUCGCUCACCUGGCAUAACGGCAAACAGUUCACAACACUGGACAGGGAUCACGAUGCAUAUACAGGUAAUUGUGCCCACUACCAGAAGGGAGGCUGGUGGUACAACUCUUGUGCCCACUCAAAUCUGAAUGGAGUAUGGUAUAGAGGAGGACACUACCGCAGCCGCUAUCAAGAUGGAGUCUACUGGGCCGAGUUCAGAGGAGGAGCCUAUUCACUAAAGAAAGUAGUCAUGAUGAUCCGUCCAAACCCAAACACCUUCCACUAAAGAAACACAUACUGUACUGUAUCUCUCACUAAACUGACAUUUUUACAGGCCUGAUAUUUUUUUUUGUUUGCUUAAUGGAGUGGCACCAGACCAAGUCAGAUGACAAAGAGAAAGAUGAUGCUGAAAGUGCAAUAUCAAAACAUCAGGACAAUACUGGUCCCUCUAAGAAUCCAACAAAUGUGUGCACUGUUAUUCAGUCGCCUGCACACUUUUCCCUUUUACACGAGACAUAUGAAGACAUGAUCAUUGCUCAGGAGUUACUUUAAAUACACUUUGGCAAACAAGACCCUUAGGUAACAGUGCUCUCAUUUGAUCUGAGUGAAUAAAUAAGUAGCUUUGGGAUAGGAAUCAUACAAUAUAUAUCUAGUAUGUAACAAGCAAAUGAGGUUGACACAGGAAAUGUAUCCAGUGACUAUCUUUUAAUUUCAUUCUAAAUACAUUUUUCAAAUGUGUAAUUUCUAGGAACCGUAACAUUUAUUGACUUGUAAUACAGCCUUGAUAGUCUGGCCAGUUUUUUUUGUCAAUUGCAGCAAAAUGUGCUAUACAAAAUAGUGCCAAUGUCUUUUCUAACAUUAAAACCAAAACUGUUAAUACAAAACCCUGUCUGUUUAUGCAAAUUUUUAUUAAAAAAGAAUCAACUUAUUAUUAAAAAUUGAGGAGGUACGUUCUCUUUAAUGUCCUGCUUUUAUUUUUAUUUUUUCAUACUUGUUCUGAAAUCUUGAAAUGCUUAAACAGGUAUCCACCAAUUUGCUUGUAUGAAUCAAGCACUGUAUUUACUGUAUAAAUUUAGCGGUUUGUUGAUGUCAAUAAAUCCAACACAUUGCGUUUGUACAUAAGAUAUUUGUAAUAUAAUGUAUUAAAACUUGUUACGUCACUAUUACGUUGCAAUAAAAUAUGUACAGCUUG
This is a messenger RNA of Amphiprion ocellaris (clown anemonefish), 2992 nucleotides long. It is a transcript of the gene angptl2b, whose product is annotated as angiopoietin-like 2b. The transcript has 5 exons. The record is from RefSeq and is a predicted model, not a curated record. The coding region runs from base 542 to 2086 and encodes 514 amino acids. Lineage: Eukaryota; Metazoa; Chordata; Actinopteri; Pomacentridae.